Molecule: messenger RNA, 1038 nt
Organism: Thelazia callipaeda (thelaziosis nematode)
Lineage: Eukaryota; Metazoa; Nematoda; Chromadorea; Rhabditida; Thelaziidae
Source: the annotation of a GenBank genome assembly
AUGAUUAAAAGGUGGAUGAAAUGGAGGAAAAAAAGUAAAACGCUGGCGCAAGUAAAUGAUGACCCAGUCGUCACGAAUAACAGUGACUCACAUAGCUUGCAAUGUCUUGCUACAGCAGCUUUUCAUACAGAAACAAAACCGAGAACAUAUCGUGGUCCACGUUCUUGUCCUGAUGAUUUACGCUGUAGUCAUUGUGAGAAGUCUGGUAUUUUCAUGGAUAGCUCUUUCGACUUCAGGAACAGCAAUUCACGUGACAUGAUGCAUCGGAAUCGACGGCACCUUCAACGCUUUCGACCAACCCGUGCAUCUACUUCCGAAUAUGGUAGUGGUGACCCUUCACCUGUAGCUUUGUACACUGCAUAUAACCGUAGAUUGGAUAAUUCGGAUUCAGAUUCUUGGACUGUUGAAUAUGAAAGAACCCAGCAUAUUAUAGAGUUGGAGUCAAGGAUUCGAGAACAAAAAAAAAAAUUGAGAGAUUAUAAAGAAAAAUUGAGAGUCGAAAGAGAUUUGAGAGUUGUUAACGAGAGAAAUAUGAUGGAGGAAGUAGAAAAGUAUAAACAUGAAUUGAAGAAGGAAGAACGAGAAAGGAAAGCGACGGAACAAAGAUGCGUUGAAAUGAUUACUUAUUUGAAGAACAAACUUUCGCUUCUGGAACAGCAACAGUCAGUAAGUCAACGACAUGUGCAGCCGUCAAUGCCUAUUUUCAGUGGUUCGAAUGUUAGUGUGGAGAAAAGUAUUCACAAACUUGAAAGUAAGUUUAAUCUACCACAUUCAUUGCAAGUUAGCACUGCAUCAUCAGCGCUCUCGAAAACAAGUUUCAAUCAAGAAUUAGAUGAAACGAAAAAUUUUCGAGCACCAAAUGUGUAUGGUCACAUAGAAAUCAUUCGAAGCAGUGACCACAUAGCAUGCAGUGAAGUACUUGACGCUACUUGUUCUUCAACCACAGUACUUCAAGAAUAUGAUUCUGAUAAUGAUGAUAAUGGUUAUGUGACUACAUCUGAGUUCCUCACAAAAGCUACGCAAACAAAAGAUGGUUGA